CAUGACCUAAGCGAAAGUCGGACGCCCAACCAACUAAGCCACCCAGGCGCCCCCAGAGGGAAAGUUUUAACACCAGGUUUGGAUGGGUCCGGCUCAUAAAACAGGUUACCUCUGACUUUUGAAGAUGUUGCCAUUUAUUUCUCUGAGCAAGAAUGGAAGAGUCUGGAGGCGUGGCAGAAGGAGCUUUACAAGCAUGUAAUGAGAACCAAUUAUGAGAUUCUUGUUUCUCUAGAUGAUGGACUUUCCAAACCAGAACUAAUAUCAUGGAUUGAACAGGGGAGAGAUUUCUUCAAGAACUGGGGAGAAUCACAGAAAUCAGGAAACAUAAUUUGCUCUUCAACUGAUCUGCAUUUUGAUCCGGUUGUUGAGGGACAUCUGUUUUGGCGAAGCCAGCAAGCUGUGAAUUCAGAAGCUAAAUGCCGGUUCCAAGGAGAUGCCCUACACGGCCAGUGCUCCUCUGAACCGUCACUAGGAGAAAGGGCUGGUGCUUCCCUCAGGCCUGCUGGGAGCAUCGCCCUCAUGAACCCACACGGACAUGACACCCAGGCUCCAAUUCCGGUAGUCCGCAGCUGCAGGGAACCUACCCAGAGAGAAGGCACCCCAAGUCCCAGAACUCUGGGUCCCCCUGCCUUCCAGGAGGUCCCCUCUUGGGAGGGCACCCAACACCCUCGCGCUGUCUGUGAGGAAAGCUUUUGGAAGAAGAACCACUUAGAGAAGCACCAGAGGAGCCACUUGAGGGACCAGCCGUGUAGGCCCUGGAAGAAAUUAAGCAAACAGGCUGAUCCACAGCAACAGCGGAGCAUCGCUCAGGGCCAGAGGCGCUUCGGGUGUCACGACUGUGGGCGGAGCUUCCACCGGAAGCGGUAUUUGCUCAGGCAUCUGGCUGUACACGCGGGGACGAGCGCCCUGCAGGGCCCUGAAUGUAAACUGUGCGGCCCGCACAGGCCGACCCUUCUCGGCCACUGCCUCCGGCACAGAGGGGAGAGGCCUUCCCAGUGCCCCGGAUGUGACCAGCACGCUCUUCCGAAGGACAGCCUGCCGGCUCACCAGGGCCAGCCCAGCACGGGGAGGCUGGGCUCCUGUGGAGAAGGCGACGGCUUCUUCGCAGGGCGGGGCAGCGUGGGCUCAGGAGGGAAGCCGGGGCCGUGGCCGGGGGCCGUGGCUGCUGUCCAGCACUGCCCUGCCGGGGAGAGGCCCUUCUCCUGCCCCGAGUGUGGGGAGCGCUUCGCCUCGGGGCCCGAGCUCGCGAGCCACGUCCGGGUGCACGCGGGAGAGCAGCCCUUCCGCUGCUCGGAGUGCGGCGAGAGCUUCCGCCUGAGCGGCCUGCUGGAGCUCCACCAGCGCGCGCACGGCGGCGGCGGCAGGCCCUUCUCCUGCGCCAAGUGCGGCAAGGGCUUCGCCAAGCGGUGCAAGCUCGCGGAACACGCCCGGGUGCACAGCGGGGAGAGGCCCUUCCGCUGCGCCCACUGCGGCCGGAGCUUCCGCCAGAGGGGACAGCUGCUGAGGCACCAGCGCCUGCACACGGACGAGAAGCCCUUCCGGUGCCCGGAGUGCGGGCUGAGCUUCCGCCUGCCGAGCAUGCUCAGAGCGCACCGGCUGCGGCACGGCGGCGACCGGCCGUUCUCCUGCGGCGAGUGCGGCCGCGCCUUCGCGCACCGCUGCAAGCUCCGCGAGCACCAGAGAGUGCACAGCGGCGAGCGGCCCUUCCGCUGCGCCGAGUGCGGCAAGAGCUUCCGCCUCAAGGGCGUCCUGAAGGCCCACCAGCGCACCCACAGCAAGGAGCGGCCCUUCUCGUGCGCCGAGUGUGGCAAGGGCUUCACGCGGCAGUCCAAGCUCGCCGAGCACUUCCGCGUGCACAGCGGCGAGCGGCCCUUCCGCUGCGCCAGCUGCGACCGGAGUUUCCGCCUCAAGGGGCAGCUGCUCAGUCACCAGCGCCUGCACACGGGCGAGAGGCCCUUCCAGUGCCCCGAGUGCGGCAAGAGCUACCGCGUCAAGGCCGACAUGAAGGCCCACCGGCUGCUGCACGGCGGCCAGAUGCCCUUCUCCUGCGAGUGCGGCAAAGGCUUCGCCAAGCAGUCCAAGCUCGUCGAACACGUCCGGACGCACACGGGGGAGAAGCCCUUCCAGUGUCCCAAGUGCGACAAGCGUUUCCGCCUGAAGGCGCAGCUGCUCAGCCACCAAGGCCUGCACACAGGGGAGAGGCCCUUCCGCUGUCCCGAGUGUGAUAAGAACUUCCGGGAGAAGGGACACAUGCUGAGGCACCAGCGCAUACACAGGCCCGAGAGGCCAUUUGCCUGUGGCGACUGUGGCAAGGGCUUCAUUUAUAAGUCGAAACUGGCCGAACACCUCCGAGUGCACGCCAAGGCCUACCGCGCCCCGAGCGAGCCUGACGUUAAGAAGAGGCUCAGCCAGCUGUUUGCAAUGAUCGAGGCUGACUGGAGUUGAGUCCGGGUAAGGGCGUCCAGAGUCUUCAGCAGACGACGUUGCCUGGGGAUCCGCAGCUGCCACAGCGGAACCCGCGGGGAGACAGGUUUUAGGAACAGGGGCCCUUUUUUGAGCAAGAAUGUAGCCCAAGUUAGGAGUAUGAGAAGCCACAAAGGAUUUUGUCGAUUAAAACACUGCCAGUUAAAGGCACCUGGGUGGCCCAAGUCAGUUGAGCAUCCAAUUCCAGAUUUUGGCUCAGGUC
Messenger RNA from Hyaena hyaena (striped hyena), 2686 nucleotides. RefSeq names its product zinc finger protein 786 (gene ZNF786). NCBI's taxonomy places the organism in Eukaryota, Metazoa, Chordata, Mammalia, Carnivora, Hyaenidae. Gene Ontology annotation, biological process: negative regulation of transcription by RNA polymerase II. The transcript has 4 exons. Gene Ontology annotation, molecular function: RNA polymerase II cis-regulatory region sequence-specific DNA binding; DNA-binding transcription repressor activity, RNA polymerase II-specific. The coding region runs from base 199 to 2445 and encodes 748 amino acids. The record is from RefSeq and is a predicted model, not a curated record.